GCAGGAGACUCGGAACACUACCUCUUCCUCUCUCUCAACCGCAGAAGUUCUUUCAUCCCAUCGUUUAGACCGCCUCCCAACAUCUCUCUCUCUCCCUCCCCCAAUCGUCCAUCCUCCUCGUUAGAGAUGUCCUCCGGCCCACCACCAGCAGCCGUCCCCACCGGCCCCCAGCCCUACUUCUGCCAUCACUGCAAUCGCCCUGUCUCCAUAACUCCAUUACCUUCCUCCGAUCUUGUCUGCCCUAUUUGCAACGGUGGCUUCCUCGAAGAAUACGAACCCCCCACAAACCCUAACCCUAAUGUCUUCCUCUCCUCCUCCUCCUCAGACAAUCUUCCCCCCUUCCCUUCUCCAUUUCCUUUCCUGUUUUCCUCCUCCAACCCCGCCCUCGAUCUUCAAUCCCAGUCCGAUCUAUCCGUCCUCUUAGGUGGCCCCCACCACCAAUCUCCGUCCUCUUCGGCCACUGCCAUCGAUCCCGAAGUCUUCAACCCUUUCCUCUUCCUCCAGAACUACCUCCAGAACCUCAUGUCUGGCGGUGCCAACAUCCAAUUCGUUCUCGAGAAUUCAAGUGGUGAUUCCCCGUUCCGACUCCCUGCCAACCUCGGCGACUACUUCAUCGGGCCUGGCUUAGAGCAGCUCAUCCAGCAUCUUGCUGAGAACGAUCCCAACCGUUACGGCACCCCGCCUGCAUCAAAGUCUUCCAUCCAGUCGCUCCCUGAUAUCAAAGUCUCAGACGACCUGCUGGCGUCCGACUCAUCGCAGUGUGCCGUCUGCAAGGACACGUUUGAGCUCGGUUCGGUGGCAAAGCAGAUGCCGUGUAAGCACAACUACCAUUCGGACUGCAUCCUCCCGUGGCUUGCUCUGCACAAUUCUUGCCCUGUAUGCCGGUAUGAGCUCCCGACGGAUGAUCUGGACUAUGAGCAGCAGAUUCAAGGGACGCAGGCCCCAGUGAAUCCAGCAGCGGCAGAUUCUGGUGGGGCUGGCGAGUCACAGGGGAAUUCUCCGGCUGCUCAGACUGCGGAGCGGAGAUUUAGGAUCUCAUUGCCAUGGCCCUUCAGGGCUUUUGGAUCGCCAGCAGAGACAAGCAACAGUGGGAAUGGUAACAAUAAUGAAGGGGAGACGAAUCCGAAUUCAGGUGAUCGAAGGAAUCGGGAUUUGGGGUCGGAGACAAGGCAAGAAGAUUUGGAUUGAGGAUCAGAGCCAAUACAUCUGGUGCAAGAGAAAUCGAGGGACAAACCUAACGAAGCAUCAACUGAUAAAUCUGCUAGAGGCUUGAUGGAUGGAAUUGUAGAUGGAUCUAUGGGUGGACUAGAAUAAAGAUUGACAAGGGAUCUAUGGAAUCAGAGGAGAGGUUUCUUAGGAGAAUGAUGUCAAAUACUUGGGGAUGUGCAUUAGCGGAAAGUGUGUUAUAAAUUGCAUGAAUUUUGGGCCAAUUUUGGGGCAUUUGAGUGGGGUCUCUCAAAUUGGCAACGUUAUUCAUCCGAAUUUAAUUUAAUUAAUUUAUUAUUAUUAUUAUUAUUUUUAAUUUCUUGCCGCGGAAUGAUAUCAAAUGCUUAGGAAUGUGCAUUAGUGGGAUAAGUGUCAUAGUUUGCAUGAAUUUCGGGCCAAUUUGGGAUUCUGUCAAGUUAAUAAAAUCAUUAGAUGGGUUGAGACAACACUCUUACUGAAGAAUGAUCUGUUACACCAUCAUAAAUAAUGCUCAAAAUCACGAAAGAAUCCAUAUUUGGAAUUUUCUCAAUAA
This is a messenger RNA of Magnolia sinica, 1738 nucleotides long. Its product is annotated as E3 ubiquitin-protein ligase RING1-like. The record is from RefSeq and is a predicted model, not a curated record. Gene Ontology annotation, cellular component: cytoplasm. Lineage: Eukaryota; Viridiplantae; Streptophyta; Magnoliopsida; Magnoliales; Magnoliaceae. The transcript has 2 exons. Gene Ontology annotation, biological process: protein ubiquitination. The coding region runs from base 127 to 1188 and encodes 353 amino acids. Gene Ontology annotation, molecular function: ubiquitin protein ligase activity.